UGCGUUUGUGUGUGUGAGUGUGUGUGUGUGUGUGUGUGUGUGUGUGUGUGUGUGUGUGUGUGUGUGAAUGUGCGUUUGUGUGUGUGUGCGUGUGUGCAUGCGUUUGUGAGUGUGUGUGUGUGCUUUGUUUUUGUGUGUGUGCGUGUUUGUGGGGGGGGGUGUUGGUGUGUGCACACAGCAUGGAUUUGAAUUUGAGUGAUUGCCAUGACAUGGUGCCUCCACCAGCUGGUCUUCUGUUGAACCAGUCCGGUCAAUCCUCUCUGGCGUGUCUCAUAUUAAACAGAUCCACCUCCUCCACCGUGUUCCGUAUUAAGCCCAGUCUAUGUCUAUUGUUCUUCAUCGAUCAUGAUGAAUGUUGAACAUGAUGAAGACGUUGCUGUGUCUGUGUUUGUUUUCCUUCAGUUGGACAACAAGACGGGCAAGGCGUCCGCCGCCCUGUCCUCCUCCACGGAGGCAUUGGAUGCUCCCGACCUGAAGGGGGUGCUGAAGAGGGAGCGAGAGGAGCACCAGCUCCUCCUGGCAGAGUCCUACGCCGCAGUCAUGGACCUCACAAAGCAGCUUCAGAUCGGAGAGAGGAACUGGAGCAGAGAGAAGAUGGAGCUGGUGGAGACCCUGGGGCAAGAGAGAGCUCAGUGGGAGCAGAGAGGCGGAGAGUUCAAACUACAGACCAAGUCGAAGGCCGAGGGCAGCUGUGAUGAGGCCGGCCUGACGGACAGCGCUCCCGACGGGCCCAGCCCACUGAGAGCCAAAUCCAUGUCAGAACUACAGAACCCAGAAAUCAAUGGACUCGCCACUCAAGAAGAGCAGAGCCUGUCCAAGGCCCCGCCCUCCUUCCUGUUCCGCUCGGAGUUUGGUGACAUCACCGGGAAAAACUGGAGCUACCUGACCAAUGAGACGCCGGAGGUGGCGGACGGCUGUAAGACCUGGGACGGCCCCGCCGGCCCGGAGGCCCAGCUGGACCCGGAGUCCGCCCGCAAGAGCUUCACGGCUCCGGACCGCACCGGGAUCCGGAUCUACUACAGCCCCCCCGCCGCCCGGCGCAUGGAGCACCUCGCACGGCACCAGGCGGGCGGCACGGGGCCCCACAGCGGGCCCCUGGAGUCCGGCCCCGUCCUGGUCCAAAAGCAGCCAUCCUCCUCCUCCUCCUACGAGCAGUGGCUGAGCUCCCUGUCCACGCCCAGGGGGGCCCUGCUCGUCAGCCCCUCAGCGGUCAACGCCAACGGGGCCGCGGCCGACGGGGCCAUGGACUCCCCUUCGUCCUCCCCCUCUGCCUCGUCCUCCUCGUCCUCCUCGUUCCGGGGCCUGGACAUGGGGGACAUCUCGGUGAACCUGAGCGACGACAUGAAGGAGAUGACCAACUGCGUCCGCCAGGCCAUCCGCUCGUCUUCUCUGGAGAGGAAGUCCCCCAAGGAAGCAGGGAGUCAGAUGGCCGCCGGCAUGGCCACGCGCUCCACGCAGACGGCCACGCAGUGCGCCAGCGUGGGGCUCCAGACCGACAGCGUGGGGUCGGCCCCCAGGGUCCCCCAGGGGCUGCACUCCAAGGCCUGGUCUCCGCGCCACUCGCCCGCCACCGCCGUGUCCUCUCUGGCGUCCGCCCGCACCCGGCAGAUCUCCACGUCCCUGGACAAGGUCCACGGCCGCGUGGACCGGCCCUGCUGCUCACCGAAAUACGGCUCCCCAAAACUGCAGCGCCGCGUGUCCACCGCUUCGCUCAAAAUAGAGAUGGACUCAAAAGAUCCAGCGUUUGACUGGCGUGUCUCUGCCGGCCUUUCAGGCUCCACCCCCAGACUGUCGGACGGGGGCCCCUCCCGGGACCGCAGCCUGUGGAGCCUGCAGCAGAGGUCCCUGGGGGGCGGUGGGGGGUCCGCCUGGGCCCGCUCCACCACCACCCGGGACAGCCCUGUGCUGAGCGGGCUGAACGACGGGCUGUCCAGCCUCUUCAGCGUGGUGGAGCACUCGGGCAGCAUGGAGUCACUGGGGAGAGGGGACGCUGCAGGGGGCGCUACGUCCGGCAGGCAUCCCCUGGCUGCGGGCCGGCCUUCGGGGCCCCCGCCCUGCCCCGCCGAGGCCGCCCCCCGCUACGGGGGCCUGGUCCAGGAGUUCCUCCGGGACGUCUGCGGCGGCGUCGGCCGUGGCCAGGCAGGGGCCUUCGUGCCUGGGGAGAGGGCGGUCCGAGACACCCUGCGCGGAGUGGACGAGCCCAAGCCGGAGUGCGUGAUGUCCGGGGCAGGGGGGGCGGCGGCGGCGGCCAGCGACAACGUGACCCGCAUCGUCAACAAGAGGUUCAUGAGGCACGCCGAGACCCCCUGCGUGGCGCUGGGCGCGUCCUCCGGGACCGAGGAAGCCCCCUGUGACUGCGUGGCCCAGUCUCUGUCUACUUGUCUGGCUCGACCCUCCAGGUCCGCCACGCGCCAUUCGCUGGCUCAGUGUAAGCACCGCCCACAAGAGUCACCCGUAGCCAAUGAGGAGAGGCCAGACUCCUGCAAUGAAUGAACUUUAACUGCCACAGAAUGACCCCCAUCCUCAUUUCACCAGCACCACAUACACACUUCACACAAACACACACAAACUAAACACACAUACACACACAAUCACACUUCUAACAUCCUCCUCAAAUGUAAAUACACACAGACAAACUGCCACACAGAUCCACUGCCCAACAAACUCUUAAACUGUAGUUGCAUCCUCUCACACACACAUGCACACACACGCACACACACACACACACACACACACACACACACACACACAGCACACUCUAAGUAUGUAAAUUAUGUUCAUAAUACAAGCAGUAACACACAUACUGCUAGUGAUCACCGAUAAUAAUCAAGGAACAUUCUAGAUCGGGCUAGCCGACACAGCACCUCCCCCCUUCCCCCAUCAGCCCCCCAAAACUACCAGCAGGACCUAACCUACUCAAACACACGGAACUAAACGUGCGUACCCAUAUGAUGUCCUACACGGAGUACGCACCAACUCUCUUUCGGAAAACCGGGAAACAACAUCAAAAUGAUGAUGUCACGACCAGACCAGUCUACAAAAGGUUUCACUGCCUUUCCACUUUUUCCUUUUUUUUUAUUUCCACGGUAAGGUUAGAUGAUGACGGUUGAGCGAAUCCACCCGGCCGAAACGACCAGGGAGUGGCGCUCUGAGGUCCCUUCUCAAGCGUUCAUGUUAUACACCCAGCCCCUUUACAUUGCAAACAUCGCAGCUCACAUUUUCCCCAGCAGACCUUUUCCAUGGCACCCAGUGGAUAGCCAAUCUCAUGAGAAUACCAAGGAUAAAACCGUUAGAAACCACUUGAUGCGUAAAGGGGGGGAGGGGGGGGGGUAGAGUAUUUAGUUAUUAGCACAAUUGGUCGCUUGCACAUUUCUAUUAGGAGUAUGCAUGUAUCUACCACAGGGUUUAGAAGAGUUACCUAGCGUUUAGAAAAUAGGUUAAUGAAUUGAACUAUAUCCUCAUUCUCCCCUUAAAGGCACCCAGUGCAACUUUCGAGGCUUAAAAAUGAACAUUCAAUUUCUAGUCUUUUUUACACGUAGUAAGUUUCAAUAACUCCUUAUCGAUUUUGUAUCAGUUCUCACCACACAACGACGUCUCAUCUUGGCUGCUUAAAUGUCGGUAUGUAAUGGUAUGGAGUUAUUGAAACUUACUACGUGUAAAAAAGACUAGAAAUUGAAUGUUUAUUUUUCAUUGAAUGUUUACAUAAAGUUGCACUGGGUGCCUUUAAGACGUGUGUUGAUAUGCAGAAACCAACCGUGCACAAAAGUACAUCUGACUUGAUCAGCAUAGUCACUGCCCCUUGCAUGGCAAUGAGCCUCUGCAUCACACCUCUGCACUGGCUCGCUCUGGUCUGAGGAAAUAGUCAUCGUCGUCAUCUUCAUCUUCAUCGGUUCGUUAGAUGAAGAUUGCAUGCGGCCCAGCUCCACUUUGGAAUGAUUUAUGUAAGGGAUAAUGUAAAACGAGCCAGUCAUUAUAGUAAAAAUAAACCUCAGAAAGGUUUUGUUUUUUUAAAUCACCAGCUUGCCCUACAUUAUCCCACUUAUUACAAAGCUACUUAGAAAUCCACGGUUGUAAAUAGCGUCCAAUAGUGACGGUCUGUUAUUAAUAGCAGGGGUCCGCUAUACAGAGAUAACAGACCACUGAAUGUCGUAAUUUACCAAUCAGAAUCGAGUAUACAAGGAAAAUGCUUCAGAAGCUGUAAUAUAGUUUAUCUAGACUGGCACAGAUUUCGGCAGUGAAGGUACAUGAGAUGGAAAAGAGACUGUCCUGAGGCCAGUGUUUUACUCCAGGUUCCACCACCAUGACCCUGUUCAAAUGAGCUAAACUACAACAUAUUUAUUGUACUACUUUUACCCAAAGGCAAUUACUCUACUGCUUACAACUGCCAGACUUUGAUGAUUUUCAUAUGUUUUUUAGGUCUGAUAUAUUUUACGGCAAUUGGAAGUAUUCCUCUGUGUUUUCUCUAUUUGGACAGCCAUGUCAUCUCCGUGAGGGCCUGUAUGAGCUGAUGGGCUAUGGCUCUCUGUAGCGAGCCAACAUCAUCAGUCACACACUCAUCCUAGCAAAUGCAUUUAUUCAAGAGAGGAACCUUUUGAGCAUUGUUUUGAUCCCGUGUCUAAUGUGUGCUGAAGCAUACAAUUCUGUGUCUAAAGCAUGUCCCCAUGAACAAUUAAGCAUCUGUAGACAGUGGGAUAUUCAUUUAACGCAUUCAAACAGCCUACAACUCGAAAUGAAGCAUUAUGAUAGAGAGAUUGAUGUGCCGUGAUGGAUGAAUCUUCAUGUAUGAGAUUCCAUCUGCAUUCCUGGUUCCAACUCUAAGGUGUUGAUAAUUAACCCAACAUGUGUAAACUUCCGUUUUAAGAGUUCACUGAUUGUAUCUGUGAGGCCUCCAGAGGGCGCUAUUGCCUCUCAAUGCCCAAGAGUAGUUUUUAUUAUAAAUCAAAAAGCCGACGAGACAGCAGCCAUAGAUCAUGAACGGGAAAUGGUUUCUGUUUCCUCUUCCUCCUUGCCUGUGUCUCUCUUCUCCCAUGAAUCUGUCAAUCAUUCACAGUCUGACCUGUUGUCAUGGAAACAGUAUGGAUGGCUGCCAAAGUGCCUAGCAGACAGCUUGUCGGUAGCACACAUCGAAACACACACACACACACACACACACACACACACACACACACAAAUACUGAAACGCACACAUACCAAAACACACACACACACACCAAUACACAGCCCUGGCAUGUGUGUAAUAGGAAGGGUUACUUCAUGUAAAAUAACACUUUUCAGGGGUCCGGUAGUUUUGUGUACUUUUAAGGAAGGGUUAUGUUUAUUAUUUUGAAGAUGGACAUUAUUAUAUGCUCGCGGGUCAUAGUGCUAGGCAACAGCCCCCGCCCGCCCGCCCUGCCUCGGCUCAUUACCAGUUGACUCAGCAAGCUCGAUGCAUACGACACGCCGGGGAGAACCUGGUUUAAAUAACCUACCAAGCCCAAUGGACCCAGGGCAUUGGUUGGUUACCACGACAGAGAUGAUCCUCCACGGUGACUGUGUGGGAUGUAUAUGUUCACUCAUGUAUCCGAUACACAUAAAGAUCAACUCUUAUUGUAGGCCAGAGCUUUGCUUGACGACAUGACUGCCUGCCCUAUAGGUUCUGGAAGAAAGGAAACCCACGCAAAGAUCUGGAUUAGAGCAUUACGGUUUCAGAGUUCCACUUCCUUCCAUUGUCCUAGCGAAGUCUCCUCUACCUCUAGCCCCUCCUGUGUACAGUGUGUCAUGUAUAGAGAAGUCCUGCAUUCAUAGGGUUCUUAAGCAGAGAAAACAUGCUAGCCUUGUGUUUUCAACAGCUGUACGCCACAAUGUCCCCUUGUUAUCUGUGAGAUUAUCACCAGGUGCAGUCUCUUUUAGCGCCAUAAACUGAGUAUCCGUCUAGGAUACUUGGUAGUAACUACUGUUACUUUUUAUGUACAGCAUCCUUUAUAUUUCAACUUUUUAGUUCGUGAAUUCACCCGAUAAUGUUAAUUAUACUUGGAUUGUCUUUGAACAAAUAUUGAACGGCCAGUAUGAAUAUACUUAUUGACAAAAUGGCUGUGUUUGCCUCUUUUUGUUAAGGGCCUUUUAAAUCGUUGUUUGUGUGACCUAUUUGAUUCAAGCAAACUCAUUGUAGGCUACUCUAUACCAAGGUUAUUUUGGUGUCUGAAUACAGUUAAAUGUAUCAGCAAGACUGUUAGCAUUUACAACUCAAAUGACAGUAAAACAUGUAGUGCUGUAGGACGCUGGCCACUAGCUCUAUGUAUAGGACCUCCUACUUUAUGUUCUCAGGAGUUCUUUAGGGUGUGUUUCCAGGCAAUGAAAGACAGAAUAUUACAGAAUAUUAUAUCUAGAGAACCAUCUCUGGUCAGACGUUGUUUUCUGAUUGCCCCCCCCCCCCCGAAAAGUGUCAGGUGGUCACCUGCUUUAAUCAUGUUUUGGUAAAUCGCAUCAUUUUCUAAGGUUGUUCUAAGAGGGAGUAAAAUAUACAUUUUGUACAGCAAUUAUCUUCAAACAUUUGAGGGAAGUAACCUUUUUGAAUGCAUAAUCAGGUAUUUAUUAUGUGUUUACAACGGAACCUUUUUAAGAGGAAGGAAGCAGCGGUCGUGUGCCAUGGUGACAGACAAAGGCCAGUGCAGGUUUUUGCUUCUAAAUAAUCGAUGCCAGCAGCUCCCCCUGCUGGUGAAGUGCCUUUAGGCACAUCGAGUGCUGACCCCGGCAUUAACCCUCGCUCUGAACACAACUCUCCCAACAGCCUACUCCUAUUCAGUUACGCGUGUCCGACGUAAUCCAUGUUCAAUUCUUAUGUCUUAGCAAUAUCUACAUGAACCUUAGGUUUUCAUACUCCGCUUGAGCUGUCGAGUGACGGAUCGUUCUACAUUAGAGUUCCGGCCGAAUCACGACUUGAGAAUGCGACGGAUGGAAAACGAAAGAGUUAAAACCAUAGCGUCUCUUUGUAUUAUAAAUAAAUUAAGAAGAAAAAAAGAGUGGAAACCGUUUUAUUUCCUUCGUUGCUCUGAGUACAGCUGAAUGUCGGCAGUCAGGACCAAUACGCUCCCUGUUGAAGUAUGACGCUGUCUCUCUUUACGCCACGCACUUGAAACUUUCUUCUUUACGUAGUUGCAUUUUGAAAGAAAACUAAAAGUGAUGGAAUUCAACACAGUAAACGUGAGAACCGAGAUUAAGUGGAAUUGUAGCCUACUGCAGAAGAUGCAGGGGGUUUCUGAAAGGGCUGUUGAUUUGUGUUUAGGGAAUGGGUAUUGUAUUUAUGUUGUUUAUUUUCAACCACAAGCUUGUAAAAUGAGAAAUAUCGUCGCCUCCUGUUUGUCAUAGAAUUCACAAAUAAAUGUUUGCUGAAAAACAAAA
Gadus macrocephalus (Pacific cod) is the source of this 7377-nucleotide messenger RNA. RefSeq names its product protein SOGA1-like. The coding region runs from base 346 to 2493 and encodes 715 amino acids. The transcript is spliced from 9 exons. NCBI's taxonomy places the organism in Eukaryota, Metazoa, Chordata, Actinopteri, Gadiformes, Gadidae. The record is from RefSeq and is a predicted model, not a curated record.